Molecule: messenger RNA, 540 nt
Organism: Lichtheimia ornata
Lineage: Eukaryota; Fungi; Mucoromycota; Mucoromycetes; Mucorales; Lichtheimiaceae
Exons: 4
Coding region: 1-540 (179 amino acids)
Cellular component (GO): nucleus; CHRAC
Molecular function (GO): protein heterodimerization activity
Source: RefSeq, a predicted model, not a curated record
AUGACUGAUUGCUAUGCUGAUGGCACUAAUGACGUGGCUUCCACUCCACAAUCUUCUUCCUCCUCAAAACCCGAUCGCACACCAGGCACUACGAUCAUCCCCGUGUCACGAGUGAAGCGUGUUGUUAAAGAAGACAAGGACAUUUCCAUCAUUAACGCUGAAGCCACUUUUUGCAUCACUUAUGCAACUGAGCUGUUCAUGGAGUAUCUAGUACAAGAAGGAUUUACACGAGCACGGAACGAGAAAAGGAAAACUAUCUUUUACAAAGACUUGGCAUCCGCUGUGAGCGAGGUUGAGCAGUUUGAAUUCCUUGAAGACGUUAUCCCACACACAAUGACACUUAAAACAGCACUCGAACGACGAAAAGAUACUGUCAGUGAUAUGCAGGUUGAUCAACAACAGCAGCAACAACAACAGCAAGCAAGGAAAAAGCAAAAGACAGAUCAUUCACAAGACGACGGGUCACAGAAUCAAAAUGGCACUGAAUCUACCACUACAGCUCAAGUUUCAUCAUCUUCAACACCACCAGCAGAGCAAUAA